Molecule: messenger RNA, 864 nt
Organism: Paramecium tetraurelia
Lineage: Eukaryota; Ciliophora; Oligohymenophorea; Peniculida; Parameciidae
Exons: 4
Cellular component (GO): cytosol
Source: RefSeq, a predicted model, not a curated record
AUGGGUAUUUGUUCAGGAGUAUGUUAAUAGCAGGCUAAAAAUAUAGUAAAUGAAUCUGCAAUAAUUACAGAGACUAUCAAAUAAGCACUUUAAGAAGAUAUAAUAACAAAUAAAGAAAUUUAUUAAGAGGAGAGAUAGUUGCAUAUGGAGACAGGUGCAAUUUAUGAGGGCGAUUUGAUAAAUGGAAUUCGAAGUGGGAAGGGUAGAUAAGUAUGGCCAGAUGGUUCAUAUUAUGAGGGGGAUUUUGUGAAUGAUAUGGCAGAUGGAAAGGGAUUAUUAGUGAAUGCAGAAGGAAGUGUCUAUGAUGGCGAAUGGUUGGAAGACAAAGCAAGCGGUUUUGGAAAGUACUAGAGUCAUGAUGGCUUAUACUACGAAGGACAAUGGCUAGAGGACAAAUAGCAUGGUAUUGGGAAAGAGAUCAAUUCAAAAAAUGAAUGUUAUGAGGGCGAAUUUUUCAGAGGAGUUAAAUAAGGAACAGGGAAGUUGACUAUCAAUGACGGAGAGUUUUAUGAAGGCGAGUUUUAAAACGGAAUGAUGCAUGGUAAAGGAACUUAUACUUGGAAAAACAAUAAAUACUACACUGGAGAUUGGAAAGAGGGGAAGAUUGAUGGAUUUGGAAUAAUGAAAUGGGACGAUGGCAGAUACUACGAAGGGAAUUUUUUAAAUGGAAAAUAACAUGGAGAAGGUACAUUUGUUUGGAAGGGAAAAAAAUACAUAGGUGCAUGGAUAAAUGGUUAUUAAGAAGGGGAAGGAACUUAUUACAAUAAAAAAGGUGAAAGUAGAAUAGGAAUCUGGAAGAAUGGAAAGAGAGUAGAAUGGCUUGACGAUAAUAGUAGCAGUAAUAGCAUAGAAUAAACAUUUUGA